Molecule: messenger RNA, 1958 nt
Organism: Poecilia latipinna (sailfin molly)
Lineage: Eukaryota; Metazoa; Chordata; Actinopteri; Cyprinodontiformes; Poeciliidae
Product: lysophosphatidylcholine acyltransferase 1-like
Exons: 14
Coding region: 158-1651 (497 amino acids)
Cellular component (GO): endoplasmic reticulum
Molecular function (GO): lysophosphatidic acid acyltransferase activity; 1-acylglycerophosphocholine O-acyltransferase activity
Source: RefSeq, a predicted model, not a curated record
GCAUAACUUGCUAGAGGCGGACUGAAUCCUCCCUGCUCUCCGCUCAGACAGCAUCAUUUUCGGCCACAGCAGGCGGGUUGAAGCUCUCCGCUGCGUUUCGAGAAAUUCAGGACCGAAGUUUCCUUUCAAAUAGAUAUAUAUACUAGACCGUACAACAAUGAAGACUUCCAGCAGUCCGCCUGCGGGAACUGACAGAAACCCGUUCGUCCACGAGCUGAAGUUUUCCAUGACAGAUAAAAUAAAGAUCGGACUCAUAUCGGUUACAGUUUUUCCAGUCCGGCUGCUGUUGGUCUCUUUCUUCAUGCUGCUGGCGUGGCCUUUCGCCUUCACGGCUUCGCUGGGACGUUCCGAGCUUGUCCCCGAUCCACAGUCGUGGUGGAGGAGAAUAAUAGAUCUUUGUCUUCGGGUCAUUAUGCGAGCCAUGUGGUUCUGUGGUGGUUUCCAUUGGAUCAAAGUGAAAGGGGAGCGAGCGCCGCCUUCUGAAGUUCCCAUCCUCACCGUAGCCCCGCAUUCCUCCUAUUUCGACGCGAUCCCAGUCACCAUGACCAUGUGCUCCAUUGUCGCCAAGCUGGAGAGCCAGAGCGUCCCAGUCUGGGGCACUCUGAUCAGCUACAUCAGGCCAGUGUUGGUAUUCCGGUCGGAUCAGCACUCCAGGAGAAAAACUGUUGAGGAGAUCAAACGAAGAGCCCAGUCUGGAGGAAAGUGGCCCCAGAUCAUGAUAUUCCCUGAGGGGACGUGCACCAACAGGUCGGGUCUCAUCUUAUUCAAGGCUGGUGCUUUCAUCCCAGGACUCCCAGUGCAGCCAGUGGUGCUGCGAUACCCAAACAAACUGGACACGUUUUCGUGGACCUGGCGCGGCCCUGGAGCGUUUAAGCUUUUGUGGCUCACUCUGUGUCAGCCUCACAACUCUAUAGAGAUCGAGUAUUUACCCAUCUACCGCCCGUCAGCGAAGGAGAGGGAAAACCCUGCUCUGUUUGCCAGCAACGUCAGGAAGCUCAUGGCCGAGGCGCUGGAGGUUCCCCUCACAGACCUGUCCUUCGACGACCGGGACAUCAUCCUGUCACACGGCCCGCUGAGAAUACACGACUGCACCAGCCUGCUGCACUUCAACCAGCUGCUGGGCCAACUGGGGUUAAAGUCGGGGAGCAGAGGCGGCCGGCUGGACGAGGAGGCCAGGAGGGCCGCCAAGCUGCAGGGGGACAGACUGGGACUGGAGGACUUUGCCCAGUUUCUCAGCCUUCCAGUUACAGACACGCUCAGACAAAUCCACAGCCUCUUCCAUCAGGAUGGAGACGGAAAGAUAGACGUCAGACACUAUGUCACCGCUCUGUCUACUGUACAGCGACCUCAUAAACCCCUGGACACAUUAAAGCUGGCCUUCCAGCUGUAUGAGGAGGACAGCGGGGGAGUCACAGGAGAAGACCUGGCCGUCGUCUUAGAAAUAAUGUUGGGAGUAAAGGAAGUGGAGCUCGCUCCUCUGUUCCUUGAACUUGAAGCUCAACACACAGCGAAGGUCACUUAUGAUGAGCUUCAGUGUCUCGUAAAGAAACGUCCACAUUUCUCCGUGGAUUGCCUCAGUUUUAAGGAUCAUCCUCGUCGCAGCUGCAUCGGUCGACUCAACUACUGCAAUGGACACAACAAAGACGACUAAACAGACUCCGUGUUCUUGUGCCUGGUUUGAUGGUUCUAUCGAGACGUUGUGAAUCGCCUGCCACUUCUGUGCCUUAAAGUGCAGGGAAAGAAUGAGAAAGUCUUCAUUCAGUUUUCUCUCUUUUCUUUUAGAGUACACUUUAGUGUAAAGAAGCAUUUUUUAAAAUGUAUAUAUAAAAGAUUAACAAUUUCUUAUACCAAUAUUCAAAAAUUUAAGAAGUCAGUUUUAUAGUUUUCUUUAAGUAGAAAGCUCUCAGGUACAGCAGACACCAGCUCACUUAUCUUUACUUAUGAAUGACAGAGCAACA